This is a messenger RNA of Meloidogyne enterolobii, 708 nucleotides long. The record is from the annotation of a GenBank genome assembly. Lineage: Eukaryota; Metazoa; Nematoda; Chromadorea; Rhabditida; Meloidogynidae.
AUGAAUAAUCCAUCUUUUAAAGCAAUAUUGACAGAUGUUGAAGGAACUACUACUUCCAUUGACUUUGUAAAGAAUGUUCUUUUUCCAUUUUCUUUUGAAAAUGCUGGGAAUUUUAUUCAAAAACUUGUAGUUGCAAAUCGUGAACAAGAACAUCAAAAGGUACUUGAUGAUUUAAUAAAAACAUCAAAUGAACAUGCAGAGGAAAGCUCCGAAGUUUUAUUAAUUCAAUCAAACGAUAAAUUUGAAAUUCAAAUUUCCAAAUUAACUUCCAAUGUUUUAUUAUGGAUAAAACAGGAUAAAAAGUAUACAGCUUUAAAAAAUUUGCAAGGACUUAUUUGGGAAGAUGGCUACAAAAAUGGAUUAAUUAAAGCACAAAUUAAUAUACAUAUUUUCUCUUCUGGCUCAAUUAAGGCCCAAAAAUUACUUUAUUCACACACCGAAUUUGGAAAUUUAGAAAAGUUCAUAUCAUCUCAUUUUGACACAACUAUUGGUCCUAAAUUCGAGAAGGAAAGUUAUCAGCGCAUUGUGGAACAGAUUGGAAUUGCUCCAAAUAAAAUACUUUUCCUUACUGACAUUGAAAAAGAAGCCUUCGCGGCAAAAGCGGCUGGUCUUCAAGUUCGUUUAGCUUUACGUCCAGGAAAUGCUCCUCUUAGUGAAAGUGCACUUAAAGAAUUUACAACAUUUUCUAGUUUUGAAGAAAUUAUUUAA